AUGCGUCAAAAAAUCAGAGAUCUAGCAUUACAAAUAAAUGAACCUACUGAAAAUCAAAGUGAUAAUUCCAAUAAAUAUUUAUUGGUGAUGGAAUAUGCAGAUAGUGGUACCCUUCGANUUACAACAGAAAAUCAAAGUGAUAAUUCCAAUAAAUAUUUAUUGGUGAUGGAAUAUGCAGAUAGUGGUACCCUUCGAAAAUAUUUAUGUGAACAUUUUAAAAAUCUCACUUGGAAUAAUAAGUUAAAUUUGGCACUUCAAUUAGCUAAUUCUAUAACAUACUUACACGAUAAAGAAAUUGUUCAUCGUGAUUUGCACUCUAAUAAUGUAUUGAUUCAUAAUAAUACCAUCAAAUUGGCUGAUUUUGGACUAUCAAAAAGGAUUGUAGAAUCAUCCAAUAUUCAAUCAAAAUUAUCUGAAAUGGUCACUUAUAUUGAUCCACAAAUAUUUAAUAGAAAUAACAAUCAAUUACAAAUAUAUUCAUUAAAUAAAAAGAGUGAUGUUUACAGUAUUGGCAUACUCUUAUGGGAAAUAUCUAGUGGCCAGCCACCUUUUUGUAAUAAACCAUAUGACAUUAAUUUGACUAUGGAAUUAUCACAAGGUCUUAGAGAAAAACCCAUUCCAAAUACACCUGAAGAUUACAUAAAAAUAUAUACUGAUUGCUGGAAUAAUGAACCAGAUAAUCGUCCAACUAUCAACCAGGUUGUUGUUAAAUUAAAUGCAAUUAUUUCAGAUUUUCAGAAAAAUGAUUAUAAUGCAGAUAUUCAAUUAUCAAGUAAACAAUCACUUAAAUCAAAUAAUGAGGUUCCUGAAAAUAUUAUUAAUAAUUCAUUACAUGAGAGAAUGUCUCAAAUUAUUCAAAAUUUUAGUAAGAUUCAUAUAAAAGAAAUAGAACCUUUAAUUUCAUCAAAUCUAAUUACAAAUGACUUUGAGCCAAUGGUUAAUGAAAUAACUUUUCUUCUUGAAAAUAUAGAAAUAGAAAUGAGAAAAUAUAAGAUUGUUAAUUAUCUUAAUAAUCAUGAUAUAACUUCACAAGAAAUUUAUUAUUGGUUAUUAAAUAAUCAGAAUGAUUCUAAUUCUGUUU
Rhizophagus irregularis DAOM 181602=DAOM 197198 is the source of this 1081-nucleotide messenger RNA. The record is from RefSeq and is a predicted model, not a curated record. NCBI's taxonomy places the organism in Eukaryota, Fungi, Glomeromycota, Glomeromycetes, Glomerales, Glomeraceae.